Biomphalaria glabrata is the source of this 2348-nucleotide messenger RNA. RefSeq lists its product as uncharacterized. NCBI's taxonomy places the organism in Eukaryota, Metazoa, Mollusca, Gastropoda, Planorbidae. The record is from RefSeq and is a predicted model, not a curated record. Bases 566 to 922 code for a protein of 118 amino acids. The transcript is spliced from 5 exons.
UUGGCCAAAGAAACUGAUGUCUUUCUUUUUUCUUUUAAGCUAAAACUAAUCGUCACGUGAUAGGAAAACGGAACAUAGCAUUUUGUCUUUCAUAAUUAAAUUCAUUAACCAAAAAAAUGCAAUGGCCUAACCCUGUUAGAUAAAUAAAGUACUUGUAAACUAAAUAGCACCUAAAAGCUACAAUAUCCGUGGCCUAAUACUACUAAAGCACUUGAGGUAUCCUAGAGUACUACUACACUCUUUAGUCUCUGGGUGUUCCAAAUAUCUUCAGCAAUUCUCGUGUCGCUGUCACUGCGAUAAGAGAAUCCGCCAGAGAGAACGCUGUACUGGUAAAUCAUACAAAUAAAACCAUUGCAAAAUAGUUCACUGAAACAAUAAAAAAAUCUUAUCAGUUGGUAUGACAUCCACUGUUGUGUAGCGUCAUCUGUUGUAGCAACGGCUUCAAGCCAUCGGCUAUAUAUUUCGAUUUAGUCAAGUGAAAAUAAUCAUUCACUGGGUAUUUUUUUUCAUUGUGAUAGAAAGAGGUUCCUUUACUACAAAAGGUUGUGCGUAAAAGAAGACAAGAAUGAAUACUAUUCUGAUUUACUUGGCCUUAGCAUUAACAGCAACAACAAUUACACAAUCCAACGCUGAAGACACUACAAUAAACGCACAAACUACAGGCACAACGAACGCUCCAGUUACAGGUACAACCAACGCUUCAGUUACAGGUUCAACGAACGCUCCGGUUACAGGAUCAACGAACGCAUCAGGCACAGGUUCAACGAAUGCACCAGGCACAGGUUCAACGAACGCACCAGGUACAGGUUCAACGAACGCACCAGGAAACAAUGAAACUACUACUGCAAAAGGAUCUAGAACAGUUUCAAUGGCAGGAUAUUUUACUCUAGCAAUCAUAUUGUUGGUCAAGAUCUACGCAUAAGAAUAUGGAAGUUAUUUUGUUUUUAUUUUUUAGAAUAUAAAUAUGUUUGUUAUUGUAUAUUCAACGCUAUUUGUUCAUUUUAAACCAAUGCACAUAAUUUUUAUUACAACAUAAACAUGAUAAUUUUUUUUUUACCGAACUGAAUUGAAGCCAGAGACCUCGUUGACACCUCUCUGUCUGACCUGGUCUUUGAAGGCAUUAAUUACAGCGGUACUUGUCAAUUUUAAAUAAACAGAUUACUUUGUUCAGCCGAUAACCUACAAUUUAUAUAUGGGAGAAGAAAGAAAUAUCACGGAAAGACAUGAACAAUUAUAAAUGAAACAUGCUAACUUAAUCAGUGGUUUAACUAGUUUACAAAGAGAUGAAAGUCUGCAUCAAAAGAUUUUUUUUUUAAGAAAUGAGAUAACAGCAGCCUAUAUAAAUGUAAACAGAUGACCUUUACAUCAUCUGCCCUAUAGAUCGCAGCGUCUGAAAGGGUACAUAACUUUUUUUUUUACUUUUAUAUAAAAUGUGAACGUGUUUUAAAUAUAAAAUAAGCAAUAAUUGUACAAAAAUAAUUAACUAGAGACGUUUUACUAUCUACUUGAUUGUAAACAAUUGCAACUGCAUCUUUUAAAAAAAACGCACCAUUGCAGACGAUGGUCUAUAUAGGGCAUAAUUUACAUAUGUCACUUGGCUCUCUUGUCUUUUUUUUUUUUACCUAGCGUAUCCAAUGCAAGAACAAGAAGAACAUGUCCUGGAAGGAUGAUCUGCCAAACAGACUUUUUAGCACUAAAAUAAACAUACCGAGUCCAUGUUUUAGUCCACUAAGUCAACGAAAAAAAAGGGGUUGAAAACUUUCAUUAUAUUGGACGCUAUGCAAGACUGUUACCAAACUGGUGUAUUGAUUACAAUUGUAUUUAUAAUGAAACUCAAAUGAUAAUAAUAAUUUAAGACAAGAUGUGCUAAAGAAAAUAAGCUAGUCAUUGAUGCUAAAUUUAUUUUAAUUUCUAAUAUUAUGAUUCUGACAGCAAAAUAUGGUUGAAAAUUCAAUUUUAAAAUUUAUUUUUUUUAGCCUGCUAUUCACUUGCUUGGCAUAGCCCUGUUCACAUUGUUAACUCAUGUAACAUUUAAUAUGAUUUUUAUAUUUUUGUAACAAUGGUCGUACCUUUUUUAAAUGUAAGUAAACAAGUCUAAAAUAGUACAAGGAAUAUUAAAAAGUAUAAUUAGAAAAAUAUUCGUUACAAUAGACACUAUAUGCUGAAGGAUUAAAUAAAUGUAUAAGUAAUAAAUUUUAAAUAUAUAUUAUUUUAUAUAUCGAUAUAUAUAAAAGCUUAGAAUCUGUGAUAAAGGCAAAUGCAAAUCUAAUCAAUGUAAUUAUAUUUAAACAUUUAAAAUGUGUUUGGGUUAUCUUUUGAAUGCAUUAAAAGAGACGGAUUGACAGAUA